Messenger RNA from Triplophysa dalaica, 4236 nucleotides. RefSeq names its product structural maintenance of chromosomes 4 (gene smc4). Gene Ontology annotation, biological process: mitotic chromosome condensation. Gene Ontology annotation, cellular component: chromosome. The transcript is spliced from 24 exons. The record is from RefSeq and is a predicted model, not a curated record. Lineage: Eukaryota; Metazoa; Chordata; Actinopteri; Cypriniformes; Nemacheilidae. Bases 153 to 4022 code for a protein of 1289 amino acids. Gene Ontology annotation, molecular function: protein binding; ATP hydrolysis activity; ATP binding.
UUUGACUACUGUGAGUUGCACGAGCUCACAUUUGCUCUCAUUUUUACUCGAUAAACGCUCGAUAUUAGUGGAUUCAUUUCUGUGGAGCUUAAUAUCAGAUUUAUAGCAAAGAGUCGUAAGUAAUAUAGACUGAAAGCCAGGUGCUUUGAAUCAUGCCUGUAAAGACAAGCAAGAGCUCGACCGCUGCCAAGAGAGCAACUGAGGAUGAGUCCGACGAUGAGCUCAUCACAGCCGGCAGAGCCGCGAUUGACCCCCCGCCGCCACCGCACGAUGUGGCUGUGGGUGAGUCUGCUGAAGCACUUGAUAAUCGCAGUCUGGAGGAGAUCUUGAGCAGCAUCCCUCCUCCUCCACCACCGGCCAUGAGCUCAGAGCCCGGCGCUCCACGUCUCAUGAUCACACACAUUGUCAACAGAAACUUUAAAUCAUACGCUGGCGAGGAGAUCCUGGGGCCGUUUCAUAAGCGCUUCUCGUGCAUCAUAGGGCCAAACGGCAGCGGGAAAUCUAAUGUGAUCGACUCCAUGCUGUUUGUGUUUGGAUACAGAGCUCAGAAGAUCCGCUCAAAGAAGCUGUCGGUUCUGAUCCACAGUUCUGACGUUCAUCAGGAUAUCCAGAGCUGCACUGUAGAGGUGCACUUUCAGAAGAUCGUUGACAAGGAAGGAGACGACUACGACGUCAUCCCCAGCAGUUCCUUCUUUGUGUCCAGAACAGCUGGAAAAGAUAACUCAUCUGCGUAUCACAUCAACGGCAAGAAGGCAACGUUUAAAGAUGUGGGCACGUUACUACGCAGCCACGGCAUCGAUCUGGACCACAACCGCUUCCUCAUUCUACAGGGUGAGGUGGAGCAGAUUGCUAUGAUGAAGCCCAAAGGUCAGACAGAACAUGAUGAAGGCAUGCUGGAGUAUCUGGAGGACAUCAUCGGCUCGUGUCGUCUCAAAGAGCCCAUCAAUAUGCUGUGCAGACGCGUGGAGUUGCUCAAUGAGCAGAGAGGAGAGAAGCUGAAUCGAGUGAAGCUGGUGGAGAAAGAGAAGAGUGCUCUGGAGGGUGAAAAAAACAAAGCUGUGGACUUUCUCACUUUAGAGAAUGACAUCUUCAAGAAGAGAAGCUUUCUGUGUCAGUUCUACGUUCAUGAUCUUAAACAGCGAGUUUCUACUAAAGAAGCGGAGAAACACCAGAUUCAAGAGGACACCAAAGAUCUGAGUGAGAAGAGCAGUGAGCUGACAGACCACAUGAAGCAGAAGAACGAGGAGCUGAAGACUGUGGAGAAGAAGCUGAAUAAACUGACCAAGUUCAUCGAGAGUCAGAAGGAGAAGUUCACUCAGCUGGAUCUGCAGGACGUGGAGGUGCGCGAGAAACUCAAACACACAAAGAGCAAAACGAAGAAACUGCAGAAACAGCUCCAGAAAGACAAAGAGAAGCUGGAGGAGGUGAGGAGCGUUCCCGCCAGCAGCGAGCAGGUCAUCACAGAGUCGUCCGCUCGGAAGGAAGAGCUGGAGGAGAAGAAGCUGCAGGAGGAGCAGAAGUUAGCACAAGUGAUGGAGAGUCUGAAGGAGGAGACCAGCGGCCUGCAGGACGAGAAGGAGAAGAGAGAGCAGGAGCUGCUGGUGUUGAGUAAAGCGGUGAAUGAGACACGCUCACGCAUGGAUGUUGCUCAGUCUGAGCUGGACAUCUAUCUGAGUCAACACAACACUGCUUUGAGUCAGCUCAAACAGGCCAAAGAUGCCCUGCAGGAGACAGUAGACACGCUGAGAGACAGAAGGGCCGCCAUCAAAGAGCUGAAGGUCAAGAUACCUCAGUGUGAGAAACAGCUCCAGCAGGACGAGCAGGAGCUACUGCAGAUCUCAGAUCAGGACAGACAGAAGACUUUGUUAGUUGGUGAUAUGAGACAGAAGGUAGCUGAAGCAAAGAGCUCUCUGUCCAGCAAUCGCAGCCGAAACAAAGUGCUGGAUGCCCUCAUGCAGCAGAAACGCUCAGGAAAGAUCCCGGGAAUCCUGGGCCGCCUGGGUGAUCUUGGUGCUAUAGAUGAGAAAUACGACAUCGCCAUCUCCUCCAGCUGUGGCUCUCUCGAUAAUAUAUUAGUGGACUCCAUUGACACGGCACAGAAGUGUGUCACCUUCCUAAAGAGCCAGAACAUCGGUGUGGCCACCUUCAUCGGCCUGGACAAGAUGAAAGUGUGGCAGAAGAGCAUGGGCUCAAUCUCCACUCCAGAGAACAUUCCUCGUCUCUUUGACAUGGUCCGUGUGAAGGACGAGGCCAUGCGCCCCGCCUUCUACUUUGCCCUGAGAGACACGCUGGUGGCCAGAGAUCUGGAGCAGGCCACACGUGUAGCCUUUCAGAAGGACAAGCGCUGGAGGGUGGUCACGCUGCAGGGUCAGAUCAUCGAGCAGGCCGGUACCAUGACGGGAGGAGGAGGACGAGUGAUGAAAGGUCGCAUGGGCUCUUCAGUCUGUCCCGAUAUCUCUCAGGAGCAGCUGGAUAAAAUGGAGAGCGCUCUGAAUAAAGAGAUGACACAGCUACAGGACUGGCAGCAGAGAAAACUGCAGCUGGAGGAAAAAGUGCACAGAUCCAGAUGUGAGCUGAGAGACAUGAAGAAUACACUGGAGAAAUACAGCGCCAGCAUUCAGAGUCUCGCAGAACAAGAACUUCACCUCAAAACUCAGAUGAAAGAUCUAGAAGCCAAUGUCAUUUCAGCCGCUCCAGAUAAAGCCAAGCAGAAGCAGAUGGAGAAAUCUCUGGAGACGUUCAGGAAGGACUUUGAGGCGGCAUCCAGUAAAGCGGGGAAGGUGGAGGCCGAGGUGAAGCGACUGCACGCGCUCAUCGUGGACAUCAACAGUCACAAGCUGAAGGCCCAGCAGGAUAAACUGGACAAGAUCAACACGCAGCUGGACGAAUGCUCCUCGAGCAUCACAAAAGCCCAGGUGGCCAUCAAGACUGCUGGACGCAAUCUGAAGAAGUGUGAGGAGAGUGUCUCUCAGCUGGAGAAGGAUGUCGGAGAUAACGAGACGCUGAUGGAGGAGCUGACGGAGCAGCUGAAGAAGCUAGAGGAGCAGGCCGGAGAGAUCAUGCAGACGUACCAACAAGCCGAGGAGGCCCUGCCUGAGGUUCAGGAGCAGUACCGGGCAGUGGUGCAGGAUAUCAAGACUCUUCAAGAACAAGAACAUGCUCUACAAAAAGAGUCUCUGAAUGUACGACUCAAGGUGGAACACAUCGACACGGCCAUCACAGAGUGUCACAACAAGAUCAAACACUGGGAGAAAGAGGCCAGUAAACUGUCACAGCACUCUAUUGAUGGAGCACCAGCUGAAGAGCUGCCCACGCUGAGCCCCGAUCAGCUGCAGGAUAUCACUAAUCCAGAUGUCAUCAAGAAUGAGAUUGCUCUGCUGGAGGACCGCUGUGCCAACAUGAAACCCAACCUGGGAGCCAUCGCAGAGUUCAAGAAGAAGGAGGAGUUGUAUCUGCAGAGGGUGGCCGAGCUGGACGAUAUCACCACACAGAGAGACCGCUUCAAGAGAGGCUGCGAGGAUCUGCGCAAAGAGAGACUGCAUGAGUUCAUGGCCGGGUUCAACAUCAUCACUAAUAAACUGAAGGAGAAUUAUCAGAUGCUCACACUGGGAGGAGACGCUGAGCUCGAGCUGGUGGACAGUCUCGAUCCCUUCUCUGAGGGCAUCAUGUUCAGUGUGCGUCCUCCUAAGAAGAGUUGGAAGAAGAUCUAUAAUCUGUCUGGAGGAGAGAAGACGUUGAGCUCUCUGGCUCUGGUCUUUGCUCUUCAUCAUUUCAAACCCACACCGCUGUACUUCAUGGAUGAGAUUGACGCAGCGCUGGACUUUAAGAACGUCUCUAUCGUGGCCUGCUACAUAUAUGAACAAACCAAGAAUGCUCAAUUCAUCAUCAUCUCUCUGAGGAACAACAUGUUUGAGAUGGCUGAUCGACUCAUUGGCAUCUAUAAGACACACAACACCACCAAGAAUGUGGCCAUCAACCCCAAAACUAUUGUGCUCCGAGAGGUGGAGACCGCAACCGGCUGACCAUGACUUCAAACCUGUAUAAACAACCCAAAUCAUUGUGUGUGUGUCUGUUAUGUCUUUAUAAAUCUCUAUGAUCAUUUGUUUUCUGUCAGUUUACACUCACUUUUAUCUUUUUAAAUAAAAUGACUGUUUUAUUUACUAGAGCAUAAAUCUCUGGAAAUGUUAUUAUUGCACCCAAGUAAUUUCUUUUAAUAAAACAUAUGGGUUAUACUGA